AUGGCCAAGCGCCGUGCGGCCGAGCCGCUGACGUUCCACGUGCCUUGGAAGCGGCUCCUGCUCUGCGACUUUCCUGAGGAGCCGCCGCCGCCGCCGCUCUGGAUCCCGCCGCCGGGGGCCUCGCAUCCCGGGCGGCCCCUCGGCUUCCCCGAGCUGCCCCGAAAGCGUAAAAUCGACGUGGGGGCUAUGACUGAGCCUUCGGUUUCGCCCAGCAAGCGCCGCGACGACGGGGAUACCGGUGCUCAGGGCGGCGCGGAGCGUGAGGGCCGCGGCCUGGAGACCGGCGAGUCGCAGCUGCUGCAGCCGCCCGUGCGGCCCAGCGGGCCGGGGGAGGAGCCCCGGGGUGUCCGGCCCCCGAGAGGCGGUGGCGACGAUGGGGCGGGGCGCGCAGAGUCCCAGCGGGGAGACUGGGGGGCCGCACCGCGCCAGCUCAGUGAAGAAUUUUGGCAGUAUAACACCUUCCAGUACUGGAGGAACCCUUUACCACCUAUUGAUCUGGCAGACAUUGAAGAUGUAAGCGAAGACAACCUGAUAGAAACAGCACUGCAGGGCAAGAAUGAAGUGGCUGAGAUUGAUAUGGAGUCUUGA
Molecule: messenger RNA, 588 nt
Organism: Rangifer tarandus platyrhynchus (Svalbard reindeer)
Lineage: Eukaryota; Metazoa; Chordata; Mammalia; Artiodactyla; Cervidae
Source: the annotation of a GenBank genome assembly